Molecule: messenger RNA, 3331 nt
Organism: Gadus morhua (Atlantic cod)
Lineage: Eukaryota; Metazoa; Chordata; Actinopteri; Gadiformes; Gadidae
Gene: prpf40a
Product: PRP40 pre-mRNA processing factor 40 homolog A
Exons: 28
Coding region: 82-2739 (885 amino acids)
Biological process (GO): mRNA cis splicing, via spliceosome
Cellular component (GO): U1 snRNP; U2-type prespliceosome
Molecular function (GO): RNA binding; protein binding
Source: RefSeq, a predicted model, not a curated record
UUGACCCCUCUGCCGACGAACCAAUGAGCUUCCACGUUACUGCGGAGUAGCCAGGAUACUUGGAGGCGCUCUUUAGUCAACAUGUCCUCGUCAGAGGGUAAUAAUGGCCCGAGCCAGGCACCACCGUACCCGGGUGUUCCCCCUUCUGGGAUGCCUCCGCCCUUUAUGGGACCACCUGGAAUCCCACCUCAUUUCCCUCCAAUGGGAAUGCCCCCCAUGGGGCAACGACCACCUAACAUGACCCCCAUGCCACCUGGGAUGAUGCCCCCUGGCAUGAUGCCACCGAUGGGUGGACCUCCAAUGGGACAGAUGCCGGGCAUGAUGCCACCCAUGAUGCCUGGGAUGAUGAUGCCCCAUCGCAUGCCAGCUGCAGCGAUGCAGCCAUCAGGACCGCCUGGAGUGGAGUCUUCAGCAGCAGCCCCAGGCACAGCUAUCGCAACAAACGGCUCCCCACCAGAGGAUCAGCCAAAGAAGAAAUCGGUGUGGACAGAGCACAAAUCUCUCGACGCAAAGACGUACUACUACAAUACAGAGACCAAGCAGUCCACCUGGGAGAAACCAGACGACCUCAAGUCUCCUGCCGAGCAAAUGCUAUCCAAGUGUCCGUGGAAAGAGUACAAGUCGGACACGGGGAAGCCUUACUACUACAACUCCCUGACCAAGGAGUCCAGAUGGACUAAACCCAAGGAACUGGAGGACCUGGAAGCUAUGAUCAAAGCGGAGGAGAACGGGACGGCGGAGGCAAUGGCUCCCGGCACCGCCCCCGCCCCCGCCAUGCAGGCCGACCUGGCCGCCGCCGGCGCCAUCGCCAUGGCGACCAUGAUGGAGGCGGAGCCCGCGCCGGCGCGCGCCGAGGAGCCCAUGUCCCAGGUGGCCGAGCUCACCGCCACGGACGCACCUGUGGCCUCCGCCGAGGCCCCCGUCGCUGUGGAAACCGCAGCCAGCCUGCCUGAAGGACAGCUACAAGUUGCUGAAGCGCCCAAGGAGGAGCGCCCAGAGCUCCAGAAGAAGACCUACAAGUGGAACACCAAAGAGGAGGCCAAGCAGGCCUUCAAAGAACUGCUGAAGGAGAAGGGUGUGUCCUCAAACUCCUCCUGGGAGCAAGCCAUGAAGAUGAUCAUCAACGAUCCGCGCUACAGUGCCCUGCCCAAGCUGAGCGAGAAGAAGCAGGCGUUCAACGCCUACAAGGUGCAGACGGAGAAGGAGGAGAAGGAGGAGGCCCGGAUCAAGUACAAGGAGUCCAAGGAGACCUACCAGAGGUUCCUGGAGAACCACGACAAGAUGACGUCCACCACGAGAUACAAGAAAGCGGAGCAGAUGUUCAGCGACCAGGAGGUCUGGAGCUGCGUCCCUGAGCGAGAUCGUCUGGAGAUCUACGAGGACGUGCUCUUCUACCUGGCCAAGAAGGAGAAGGAACAAGCCAAGCAGCUGAGGAAGAGGAACUGGGAGGCGCUGAAGAACAUCCUGGACAACAUGGCCAACGUGACGUACCGCACCACCUGGUCCGAGGCGCAGCAGUACCUGCUAGACAACCCUACCUUCGCUGAAGACGAGGAGCUGCAGAACAUGGACAAGGAGGACGCGUUGAUCUGCUUCGAGGAGCACAUCCGGGCCCUGGAGAAGGAGGAGGAGGACGAGAAGCAGAAGACGCAGCUCAGAGAGAGGAGACGGCAGCGCAAGAACCGCGAGUCCUUCCAGAAAUUCCUGGACGAGCUGCACGACCACGGCCAGCUGCACUCCAUGUCUGCCUGGAUGGAGAUGUACCCCACCGUCAGCUCCGACAUCCGCUUCGCCAACAUGCUGGGCCAGCCCGGCGUCACCCCCCUGGACCUGUUUAAGUUCUACGUGGAGGACCUGAAAGCCCGUUACCAUGACGAGAAGAGAAUCAUCAAAGACAUACUGAAGGAUAAGAGCUUCCUGGUGGAGGUGAACACCACCUUCGAGGACUUCGGCACGGUCAUCAGCUCGGACAAGAGGGCCACCACCUUGGACGCGGGCAACAUCAAGUUGGCGUUCAACAGCCUGCUGGAGAAGGCGGAGGCCCGGGAGAGGGAACGGGAGAAGGAGGAGGCCAGGAAGAUGAAGAGGAAGGAGGCCGCCUUCAAAAGCAUGCUGAAGCAGGCCACGCCCCCGCUGGAACCCGAGGCCAGCUGGGAGACGGUCCGAGAGCGGUUCCUCAAAGAGUCUGUGUUCGAGGACGUGACGCUGGAGUCGGAGAGGAAGAGGAUCUUCAAAGACUUCAUGCACGUGCUGGAGCAUGAAUGCCAGCACCACCACUCGAAGACGAAGAAGCACUCCAAGAAGUCGAAGAAGCACCACAGGAAGCGUUCCCGCUCCCGAUCGGGCUCCGAGUCCGAGGAGGACGAGUACCACAAGAAGAAGAAGAGGUCCCAGUCCAAGUCUCCGUCCGAGCGCUCCUCCAGUGGAGAGUCCGAGCGAAGCUACAAGAAGUCCAAGAAGCACAAGAAGAAGGGAAAGAAGCGACGCCACAAGUCUGCGUCCGAGUCCGACGGAGACAAGAAGGGACGAGAGAGAGACGGGAAGCGCGAGAAGGACCAAGAGAAAGACAAGGAGAACGACAAGUCCCGAGGAAAGAGCCAUCAGGAGCCCAAACAGAAGUCCCCCAAGAGAAAGGCUCCCAAGGAGGAGGGCGGCUGGGACACCUCUGGCAGCGAGCUGAGUGAGGGCGAGCUGGAGAAGAGGAGGCGGACCUUACUGGAGCAGCUGGACGCCCCUUGAUUCCCCCCCCCCCCCCCCCCCCAUCGCCACUGCUGGCCACCUCCUGGAAAAAAAACACAACAAAAAAAACUCCCCAUGCAUUCCUGCUCCUCCUCCUCCUCCUCCAUGUUGAUCAAAGGCCGCCACCGCGCCGAACGCAGCGGUCGUAGCCGUCCGAUAACUGUACAACUUCACGAUUGUACGAUAAUUCGUACGACUUUGGUAACUUGUGUCUUUUUAUAAAAAAAAAAAAAAAUGGAUUGGUCUUUGGUGGCGUAAAAUAGCCUUGUUGUUGCCUUGGUUAUGCUUUAGAUUAUAUUUGUAGGUUGUAGGUGUACGUUUUUACUUUCCGUUAUUUAGCUAAUGGAUUCGGAAGCGGUUUCGUGGCCCGAUAUCGACGAUCGUGUGAAGGUUGGUCAAACUUUUUUUUUUUUUUUUAGCUUUCGACUGGGUUCUUAUUAACGAGUCCACAAGUCCAGAGAACCGGGGGAAAUCUGCUUUGAAGGUUUUUAACUUAACUGUCGCUGUACGUCUUCGGACUCGUCAAACAGGAUUUUGAGAAUUGGAGAAUUUGGAUUAUCUGUACAUGUAAUAAAAUACUAUUUCCAUGGAG